This is a messenger RNA of Periconia digitata, 593 nucleotides long. NCBI's taxonomy places the organism in Eukaryota, Fungi, Ascomycota, Dothideomycetes, Pleosporales, Periconiaceae. The record is from the annotation of a GenBank genome assembly.
GAUGAUUGUUCUUAUCGUCCAACUGCAAAGGUUCCCCCCGUCGUUGGGAGUGCAUCGGCCAAUACACUACAUUAUUAAUAUUCAUGGAUAUCAUAGCGCAAUGGCAGGGUUGCUCUUGCAAAAAAGCUGGAUGUGGUCUGCUGAAUGGUGACAAGCGCGAACCUUGGCCCGAGAGUAUCCACCGCGAAACCGCAUGAUGGUUUCUUGGUGGCCUUGUUGAAUGACUCGGUAUGCUGGCGCCGGUAACCUCGCGACAAUAUUGUGUGACUUCUGAGCUGGCAUCUCGCAUCAUUAUCUGCUCCUGUGUCGCAAUGCGGCAGCUGCAAUAUAUACAUAUCUAUAACACUUGACACACCCAAUCUACAUGAACCCAGCCUAGACAAAUCGCCAUGACUCGGCUACACGGCGAAGUGGACCAAACACAUCACGAAACGUCACCAGAACGUCAUGGUACAAACAAGUAAACAGACAAACAAACAAACAAACAUGGAGCAACAUGGCCUGCAGCCUGGAUUUUAUUAUUUGCUCUAGCAAAUGCAUAGGAUAUCUUUUUCUAUCGCUCCCGUCGCCAACAAAGCUCGUGUAGACGACAA